AUGACGACGGAGGACGCGACGCCUCCGCAAUCACCACAUGAUCAUCUGGAUCUGCCGUUUGCUGACAGAAAAGCUCUCCGAUCUUCCCUUAUAAAACAUGUUGGUCGACAAAAAUCACCCGCCCGUAAAACAGUAUCAUUCUCGUCGAAGAAUAACGACAAAAAAAUUUCGAAUGUGAGUGAUUGUUGGCAUCAUAUGCAAAAUGGCAGCGAAUUUAUUAAGCUUCGAGGAUCAAACCGACAUUUUCGACGAUUUUUCAGCCUUGAUGUUGACUUUUCCCAUAUUCGGUGGACUCCAACCAAUAAGAAGCCACAUAAAGCCAGAAUAGCUAUCGAAGACAUCCGAGAAGUUCGAAUUGGAAAGAAUACAGAGCAAUUGCGUCUAAGCGAUUCUAAUUUUGGUGAUCUUCAGGAAGAAUGUCUGUUUUCUGUUAUCUAUGGGGAAGACUACGAAACACUGGAUCUCGCUGCAAAUUGUCCGGAUGAUGCGAACAUUUGGGUGACCGGACUCAUGGCUCUUACUUCAACAAAAUACAAUUGCAAACCGACAACAAUCGCGUGGGCGACUCUACGAGAGAGAUGGUUAUGCAACCUUUUUGAUGAGGAGGAUCCAGAUAGAAAAGGAUUCAUAGACGAGAACACCGCCGUUCAACUGAUUCGCCAGAUUAAUCCUUCCUUGGCGCUUACAAGAAUCAAAAAUAAGGUUAAGGAAGCCGGUUGUUCGCUUAACGCUGCCGAACGCGGAAAAAUCCGUAAAGAGGAGUUCGUGGAACUAUACAAAGAGAUUGCUACACGUCCAGAAGUAUACUUUCUCAUGGUACGAUACGCAAACAAGGAUUACAUGACCUGCCAGGAUUUGCGACUUUUCCUCGAAACUGAGCAGGGGAUGGUUGGCGUGACGAGUGAAUUCUGCGAGAAUGUCGUCGAGCAGUACGAACCAUCUCCAGAGGCGAAGGAGAACAACUUUAUGACAGUUGAUGGCUUCACUGCUUUCCUACUUUCGAAGGAUUGCUCGAUCUUUGACCCAUCUCACUCACGUGUUUGGAUGGAUAUGAAGCAGCCAUUUUCUAAGUAUUUCAUUGCAUCAUCUCAUAAGACUUAUCUAAUAGAAGAUCAACAAGGACCUGCUGAUGAGGAUGGAUUGACAAGCGCCUUGAAAAAGAAUUCUAGAAUGAUAGAACUUGACAUAUGGGAUCCUAGCGAGACUAAGGGAGAGAAGGAACCGAUGGUCCAAAAUGGUCUCCUGGCUCUUAGCAAAAUCCCACUUAGCGAAGCACUGAAAGCAAUUCGUCAAUCGGCUUUCGAAAGAUCUAGGUAUCCGUUGAUCUUACGUCUUUCCGUUCACUGCUCAUGUGAGUGGCAAAAAGUUGCCGCUAAAUUGAUCCUAUACCUCCCAACAGCUGAUCCUACUGACUGGAGUAAUGAAAAAGUUAUACCGACUCCUUGGGACUUCCAGCAGAGGAUCCUUAUUAUGGGUAAGCGUCUAUGCUGCUCCUCAGAAGCCGGCGAGGUUUCCGAGGACGAUGAUGGUAUCGCCAGUACUUCUAGAAGAAAAUCGCGACGGAUACGUCUCUGCCGAGAACUUUCGGACUUGGUGCCGCCGUUCUUGCAAAUGAAAACCCUGAAUGACCUCAUGGCAACUGCUCCAAACUCUCAUUCAAUGAAUCCUCGACAGCAUGUAGCGUAUCUGAGCGAGACAACAGCUCUAAGACUCACUCACACCUACGCACAGGAGUUCGCGCAGACCUCUAGGGACUAUGUGGUUUGUGUUUCACCAAAUGUAACGAGAGCGGACUCAUCAAAUUUGAAUCCACAAGAAUUCUGGAAUCAUGGGAUUCAGAUGGUUGGUAUCAACUAUCAAACACCGGGACUUAUGGCUGAUUUGCAGGAAGGCCGAUUCUCCGAGAACGGUGGUUGUGGCUACGUAUUGAAACCAACCGUAAUGAAUGAGGAGCUGUUUGUGGUCGGAGAGAAACUGCCGAACACUCCCCAAAUUCUCCAUUUACGAAUUCUUUCUGGCCAACAGCUGCCACGACCAAGGGGAUCCAAUGCAAAAGGAGACUCAUCGGACCCAUUCGUUGUGAUUGAAAUAUUCGGUCUUCCUGGAGAUUGUGCUGAAGAGCGGACGAAAACAGUCAGGAACGAUGGCCACAACCCAUCGUUUGAUGAGUCGUUCCAAUUUCAAGUGUCGGUUCCGGAAUUGGCUUUGGUCCGAUUUCUUGUGCUUGAUGACGAUUUCAUAGGUGAUGAUUUCAUUGGGCAGUACACAAUUCCAUUGGAUUGCCUGCAGCCCGGAUUUAGACACGUUCCUCUAUUGAGCAGCGAAGGCGAUGUGCUUCCGAAUGCGACACUUUUCGUUCACAUCGCUAUUACCAACAAACGCGGCGGAGGGAAGGCCAAGAAAAGAGGCAUGUCGGUGAAACGGAAAUCCAGUCGUGUCAAUACCGGCAUGAAGCUCGUCGGGAUUAAGACAGUUGAUGAUCAGUUCAAAACGGCGGUCGCGCCACUGUGCGAGUCGAUUGCGAUGCGAAAUAAACUCGAAGCCGCACUGGUGGACUGGCAAGAAGAAUGUGGUCUGGGGCCAGCUGGUACAAUUCGUCAAGGAAUUCGCCUGAUACAUUCCAGGAUGAUGACAUUGGCCGUAAAUUCAACCCCACCAUCAUCUCCUUCGGCCGGAUCGGAAACUAGUCGCAGUCAAGAGGUCGUGCCCUCAUUUGUGAUAGAAAGCGAUGAGAAAAAUUUCCCUGUGAUUAUCGUAACAGGUCAGAUUCCGGAUCAACUCCAGAGAACGUUCCAGAAACUCAAGACACUGAUUUCUCAUUGCGUCGCUACAUUGGGACAUGCUGAUAACCUCCUAACUAAGAUUGAAGAAUCCAUCAAACACAUUUCGGAAAGUCAUGAUGAAUUGGCGCAUCUUUGCUUGGAAAGUGGCCUAAAAGGUCAGAAAGCUACGAGAGCUGCAGAGAAUUUCACUUGGAAUUUGAGACUACUCAAAGCUCAGCUCGGUCUGGUCGCGAAAAGUCAGGACGAGGCUCAGGAUAUAAUUACGCAGGUUUUCGACGUGGGUGGCGUGCUCGGAAUUCUUUCACCAAAGCUCACUCAGCGCAGUGGACGUCGAUUCUCUCGAGUAAUUCAUGACCCCCUCAAAGAUUCCUCCCUCUAA
Molecule: messenger RNA, 3162 nt
Organism: Necator americanus (New World hookworm)
Lineage: Eukaryota; Metazoa; Nematoda; Chromadorea; Rhabditida; Ancylostomatidae
Exons: 34
Coding region: 1-3162 (1053 amino acids)
Biological process (GO): phosphatidylinositol-mediated signaling; release of sequestered calcium ion into cytosol; lipid metabolic process
Molecular function (GO): phosphatidylinositol-4,5-bisphosphate phospholipase C activity
Source: RefSeq, a predicted model, not a curated record